Messenger RNA from Schistocerca nitens (vagrant locust), 474 nucleotides. RefSeq names its product putative protein TPRXL. The transcript is spliced from 6 exons. The record is from RefSeq and is a predicted model, not a curated record. NCBI's taxonomy places the organism in Eukaryota, Metazoa, Arthropoda, Insecta, Orthoptera, Acrididae. The annotation marks the transcript as partial.
AUGAUACGUGGUAACAAAUCUGGCUGGAGUUCACAUACGGGGUUGGUAGCUCUUGGAUUGUGUGCUGAUGGAAAUUUAUUGAUACUAGUCACAGGCAACUGGAUGCCACAGCAGCAGCAGCAGCAGCAGCAGCGCAACCAGCAGCAGCAGCAGCAGCAGCAACCAGCAGCAGCAGCGGUCCCCGCCAGCAACCAGCAGCAGCGGUCCCCGCCAGCAACCAGCAGCAGCGGUCCCCGCCAGCAACCAGCAGCAGCGGUCCCCGCCAGCAACCAGCAGCAGCGGUCCCCGCCAGCAACCAGCAGCAGCGGUCCCCGCCAGCAACCAGCAGCAGCGGUCCCCGCCAGCAACCAGCAGCAGCGGUCCCCGCCAGCAGCCAGCAGCGGUCCCCGCCAGCAGCCAGCAGCGUCCUCCUCCUCCUCCUCCUCCUCCUCCUCCUCCUCCUCCUCCUCCUCCUCCUCCUCCUCCUCCUCCUCC